GGCCCUGGGGAGGAAAUGGGAGCCAAGGCAUCGUUGGUGGAAGAUCCGGUUCCUGGGUCUGCUAUGGUAACUUCUCCCACUCUGGACAACAUCCGGGCAGCCUAUGAAGAAGGAGAGAAUGAGGCUGCCAGGGAGCUGAUUCAACAGGCCUGCUGUGUAGAGUGCAGCGCAGCAGUGCCUCACAUCGAUGGGGUUGGUCUUCUUUGUGUUGCCUCUCAGCAUGGUGAUCUGCAGAGUGUCUCUUACCUCCUGAGAGAAGCCCGUAUCAUUUUACUUCAGGAACCAUCCAGCAGCAACCCAGCCAUCCUGGCAGCGUACUACGGCCACGCCAGCGUGGUCAAAGAGCUGCUGGACUCCAUCCCUGGUCCAUGUCUGAGGAGAGACUUGUUGAACUUUAUGCUGGCGACAUCCUGCCAGCAAGGUCAGCUGGACGUGGUGCGGCUGCUGGUCCACGGCUACGCUGCUGACACCAAGGACUGUGCCGUCCACAGCGAUGAGUUCGCUGUCAUUACGGGGCUGCCACUGUAUGCUGCUGCACAAGCAGAUGGUUAA
Molecule: messenger RNA, 552 nt
Organism: Notothenia coriiceps (black rockcod)
Lineage: Eukaryota; Metazoa; Chordata; Actinopteri; Perciformes; Nototheniidae
Product: leucine-rich repeat serine/threonine-protein kinase 1-like
Exons: 4
Coding region: 16-552 (178 amino acids)
Molecular function (GO): protein binding
Source: RefSeq, a predicted model, not a curated record